GGUAUUCGUCAACUGGACUUGCUUUACCGACUUUCUUGCAUUGAACGAGAUUGACGAUGCCAGAGAGUGAGUGAGUGAUUGAUCGACAGACUCGCUCACUUUGUCGUCGGUUCAUGCCCGUACACAAAGGCCUCGAGCAAUUCGGACCAGCCUUUUCAAAUUUUCUUCAAUCUGCCCAUAUAAAAAUUCCCAUCAGGCGCGACUUCGGGCAGCUGCUGCGACUUCGGCUUUGUUCAUUUUCUGUCACAAGCUCUUCCGCCACUAUGGCGUCGACAACGCUCUUGAGAGGUCGUGGACCUCGUGCAGCCGCCAUUGGUGCUGCUACUGCGUCGGUCGCGUGUUCAUGGCGGACAAUUGCGACGGCUUGUCUAAGCCACAAACAAACGGUAUAUGGACCCUGGAUUUUCCAAGGUAAUUACGAAGUAUUUUACCUUCCAUGCUCUACCACCUACUGUGCCAACUACAUACGCACUGCUGGUAAGGUAGCCAUGCAGGCGCCUUAG
Molecule: messenger RNA, 503 nt
Organism: Pyricularia oryzae 70-15
Lineage: Eukaryota; Fungi; Ascomycota; Sordariomycetes; Magnaporthales; Pyriculariaceae
Exons: 3
Coding region: 264-503 (79 amino acids)
Source: RefSeq, a predicted model, not a curated record